CGAGCUAGCGUUGGCAGCACUGCACGGCCGAAGGGAGGAGCGUAAACAUGGCCGACGUGACCACGGACUCCACCCGCCGCCUCGUCUCCAAAAAACAGACCCUCGACGAUGCCUACGCGGCUCCGGCGAACUUCCUGGAGAUCGACGUCGUGAACCCCAUCACCCACGGCGUCGGCAACAAGAGAUACACGGACUACGAAGUGCGCAUGAGGACCAAUCUCCCGGUAUUCAAGGUGAAGGAGUCUAGUGUUCGGCGAAGAUACAGCGAUUUCGAGUGGUUAAGAAAUGAAUUGGAAAGAGACAGCAAGAUUGUUGUUCCCCCACUACCUGGAAAGGCACUUAAGCGGCAGUUACCUUUCCGAGGGGAUGAUGGUAUCUAUGAAGAGGAAUUCAUUGAGGACCGACGCAAAGGACUAGAAGUUUUUAUCAACAAAAUCGCAGGACACCCUCUUGCACAGAAUGAGAAGUGCCUACACAUGUUUAUUCAAGAGCCAGUUAUUGACAAAAAUUAUGUGCCUGGCAAAAUCCGUAACACGUGAGCCGGCCUCACCUCCCACCUUGUUCCAGUGGCUUUCUUGGGUAUUUUGUGUAGCCACCUGAUGCUCUUACAAUCUUGUUUCAGAUCUGUUAUAUGUGAGAAUGGAUUAAAGUUAUAUGUUUUGCUGAAAGGCACUCCUUGCAAUUCCAGCAGAAUUCCUUACUCUCUUCACUGCCCUGCCAUGUCACCAUUACCAUGCAUAUCUAGUAAUUAUUUUUGAGAUUAUCUUCCCUCAUACAGGUAGAUAUUUAGUGCUUGAGACACAUCUGAUUCCUGUAUCACCAUUAUUGUAGAUACGCUUUAAUUUUCACAAUAUGUCAUCACCGCAGAGGUAAUCAAAUACAUUGUGAUUGUGCCGUAAAUAUGAAGUCCUUAUGGUAAUUUCUAGUUAAGUAUUCCCCAUUUAUUAUUCCACAUGGAUUUCAGUUACUCAUAUGUCAUGAUACAGUGUGUGGCUAUUGCUGUGUUAUUAAUGUUGCAGCUAGUAGAUAGAUGCAAUGCAAACAUUAAAAACAUGGCAGGAUGAGUGAUAUUUCAAACUGGCAAAAAUCACCACCAAAUAUUUAAUUGGUUGAUGCUUGUUGGUGAAUAAGAGCAUUAUAUAAGAAUUAGUAGUGCUGAAGUAUAUUUAUGAGUUUGGGAGAAAAUGAUAUGUAUUUUAAUAAACAAAAUUUAACUGCCACCACUGCAUGCACUUAAUAUGCAAGGUGAAUUGGUGGUUUAAAAAUGGUCACCAAAGGUUUACAUUAAGAAUUUAUUUUGUGACAUGUCAGGGUAUACAGGCUGCAUGUUCUGUUUCCUGAGUUACUUCUUUUGAAAGUUUAGAUUCACAUAUUUACUUUACUCAUCAUUUAAGUUUUCCUUGAAUACUAUUGGAGUUUGCAUUUAGGUUUGUCUUUUACUUGAUCUGUCAUGGCUGUUUCUGUAAGACACCCUGAACAUAAAAUUUGAACAAUGUGAUAAAUCAGUACUCUACCAAUAAAUAUUAAUAUGUAUGUAA
Eriocheir sinensis (Chinese mitten crab) is the source of this 1538-nucleotide messenger RNA. RefSeq names its product sorting nexin-12-like (gene Snx3). Gene Ontology annotation, molecular function: phosphatidylinositol-3-phosphate binding. Gene Ontology annotation, biological process: endocytic recycling; late endosome to Golgi transport. Gene Ontology annotation, cellular component: early endosome membrane; retromer complex. The transcript has 4 exons. Lineage: Eukaryota; Metazoa; Arthropoda; Malacostraca; Decapoda; Varunidae. The record is from RefSeq and is a predicted model, not a curated record. The coding region runs from base 48 to 539 and encodes 163 amino acids.